GGAUUUUUAACAAUAUAUAUUGAAAUAUCAAAUCCUAUAGUAUAUGUCGACCAUAUGGCCUUGUCAAAACAACUUAUAUCGACUAUAUUUGUUGCGACGGCAAUCACAGUUAUCUUUAUCGUGGUUUCCAAUAGCAACUUGCGAGAUCAGUCCUUCAUAUGGAUAAAAACUCUUCCAAGUCAACUUCAAAGGUAUGAACGCUAUAUCAACAGAAUUGGAUUCGGAAUGGAGAAUGAUAGCGGGAAUUGCUACAAAAUAAAUAAAUUGGACAGUUACCGAAUCUGUGACAAAUUACCGUUUAGUAGCACAACUUGCGGUUCGAACGUAAAUACAGAUAAGAACGAAGAACAUAUGGUUCCGAAUAUCGUACAUUUUGUCUGGAUAGGGAAUCUGACUCUACAUUUUUAUGCUUAUCUUACGAUACGAUCAGCUGCUGCAAAUCAGAAACCUGACGUUAUAUUGUUUCAUUACACCCAUGUCGAACCACAGGGUGAUUUAUGGAUCAGGGCAAAACAAGAGAUACCUUGCUUAAUUCCUGUCAAAUUUGAGGAACCAACAUCAUGGCAGGGAAAUGAAUUGGAUACCGUGGUGCAUAAAACCGACAUAGCACGAUUUGAUAUCCUGCUGCAGCACGGUGGUAUAUAUCUAGAUACAGAUGCUUUUAUUCUUCGUUCAAUGGAUCCCUUGAGAAAAUUUCCCUUCACCAUGGGAAGAUCAGUACAAGAUGCUUUUAGUUCUGCGGACGCAUAUGCAGGCACUCCUUUUUUUGAUCACGUGACAUCGAACGUUGGCGUGACGGCGGAUUCUGAAAGUCGUUACUCAAAAAUCGCAAGUUUUUCGAGGUUACCGGUGAAUGGCGGUGAUGCUAAAGGCAGUGGGGUUAUAUUGUCUGAGCCAAAUUCAACGUUUCUACAAACAUGGUCAAAUUUAUUCAAGAACUACACAAAGAACGACUUUUUUACCAAAAUUUCCCUCCGUAUUCACCUUUUGAAGCCCGAACUACCAAUACACGUUGAGGAAAUAUCAAUGCAACGACCGAAUCCUUGGUGUGAUGGUAUUGAAUCCAUAAUUACAGAAUCGUUCAACAUAUCAGAGAACUACAUUCUUCAUCUACACCCGUCAAAAUAUGGGAAACAACUGUAUACAACACUACGUGAAGACGACAUUCGUUUGCAUGACACAACCUACGGCGCCGGUGCUAGGGCUGCGCUAUUCGGCACACAAGACUUGAUCUUUUUUAAAUCUGAAGUGGCAUUGGCUCACAACAGAACUACUCAAAAGCCUUUAAAUCUUUUCAAAUCGAUGCAAAAGCUUCGUAAGCCUGAAAUGUUACCUGGUCUCUGACUGGCAUGAAGUGCAGAAUUGUAAUACGUCGGGUGUUGGAUCGAAUUUGAGCAAAAUAUUCUGCUGGAGAUGACAGAAAAAACCUUUAGAUGUAGUUACUCUUAUCGCAAUAAAAUAGUAAUAAUUAUGAACAAUUUUUACAUGUAAGCGCUAGCUAAUUGAAAGUAUAUAUAUCACUGUCACGUUCAUUCCGCAUUCUGACUAUUUCUUCUAAGUAUAGUCAACGCAAAAAUACAAAGUAAAAAUAGUCAUCAAAAACGUCAUUCAUAAGCACUGCUUUGAAUCAUAAGUGUCAAACUGAAUAUCAAAAUUUUCAUAUGCCUGUGGAAUUCAAUUAUAUAAAUCUUUUCUCUAAAUAUAAUUCUGUGUUUAAUUACCAUUUUUAUCGAAAUAUCAUGUUUGAUAAAAAUGUAUAACAACAAAAUCUUUUUUGUCUGUCACCCGAAAAUUUCACUUGGUAAUAAAAUCUUAAAUCUAGGAUUAGAUUUCAGAAAUUAAUUUAUAUACAUAUAUCCUUUUACGGAAUGAGUCAAAAAAUAUUCAAUGACGAAAAGCACGAGUUGUAUUACAAUAAGUGUAUAAUGCAAUUAAUUCAUAUGAAAUUUUAAUAUUUAAUCAACCUAUACUUCAAACAUUAAUCUUGUGUAUGUGUGUAUGUAAUCUUGCUUCGUUUUGAAAAUAAAAAUUUUCAACUUUU
This is a messenger RNA of Styela clava, 2041 nucleotides long. The record is from RefSeq and is a predicted model, not a curated record. Lineage: Eukaryota; Metazoa; Chordata; Ascidiacea; Stolidobranchia; Styelidae.